CAAGUCGAGCAGCAGCAGAUGCACGAAGUCGCUCAGAGAGGCCCCAGUCUGCUGCCGCCUCCAGGAUCAUCGGCAUCAGCCUCCAGGAGGCUCAGCAGAUCCUCAACGUCUCGAACCUCAACCCAGAGGAGAUCCAGAAGAACUACGACCACUUG
Messenger RNA from Apaloderma vittatum (bar-tailed trogon), 155 nucleotides. RefSeq names its product presequence translocase-associated motor 16 homolog (S. cerevisiae) (gene PAM16). NCBI's taxonomy places the organism in Eukaryota, Metazoa, Chordata, Aves, Trogoniformes, Trogonidae. The annotation marks the transcript as partial. The record is from RefSeq and is a predicted model, not a curated record. The transcript has 2 exons.